CAAAAAUGAAUAGUAUAUUGAAGAAGAGACGAAAGCAAAACUAAAUCUUCCAAAUAUGAAAUCAAAAUACUUUUAAUUGAUAAUGCCAACUCUUUCUUCACUCUCCAAAUCACAUCAUUGAACAAAAACUUACUACAUUUUCCUUCACUUUCCCGGGAAAAUCUUUCCAUCUUUCAUUUCUUCUUUUCCCGGAUGGUUCUGUCCCGCAACUCAUCGUCUCAACCGGAGAUCGACGAUGCCGGCGGUGGCAGCGACGUUGGAUUCUCCUCGAUCCGUGGCCGAUUUCCUUUCAAAAGGAACCCUAACCUCAACCGUGACCGACACAGAUCUUCUUCCGAUCGCCAAUUACCUAGGUCCGCUAAUAGUAGCCGAUCUCACCUCCACAAUCGUUUCACUCGUAAAGGCUUUCUCUCUCUAUUCCCUUUCUUCAAAGGCAAGUCCGGAUUAUACGCCUUGAUCUUCGUUGUUGUCUUCCUCUUUGCACUCGCUUCUAUGGUGAUGCAGAACUCCAUUACUUCUGUCUUCCGUCAGCGCAAUGAGGGUUCGAGGUAUCUCCGUGAAGGUCUCAAGUUCGGUAGUACGAUUAAGUUCGUUCCUGGAAAGGUUUCACAGAAGUUUCUCUCCGGUGAUGGACUCGAUCGGCUUCGUUCACAGCCUAGGAUUGGUGUUCGUUCACCAAGGAUAGCUCUAAUAUUAGGGCACAUGUCAGUAGAUCCCCAGUCAUUGAUGUUGGUUACUGUAAUUCAGAAUCUACAGAAGUUGGGUUAUGUUUUUAAGAUUUUUGUAGUAGGGCAUAGGAAAGCUCGCUCAAUAUGGGAAAACGUAGGUGGUGGUCUUUCUUCUUUGAGUACAGAACAGCAAGGCCAGAUUGAUUGGUCAACGUAUNNNNGUAUCAUUGUUGACUCCCUAGAAGCAAAGGAAGCCAUUUCAAGCCUUAUGCAGGAGCCUUUUUGUUCAAUACCAUUGAUAUGGAUUAUUCAAGAAGAUAGCCUUUCAAGUCGUCUUCCAGUUUACGAACAAAUGGGUUGGCAGCAUCUAGUUUCUCACUGGAGAAGUGCUUUUAGCAGAGCCAGUGUCAUUGUCUUUCCAGAUUUUACUUAUCCGAUGUUAUAUAGUGAGCUUGACACUGGAAACUUCUUUGUGAUUCCUGGAUCGCCAGUAGAUGUGUGGGCUGCAGAGAGCUAUCGUAAGACCCACUCAAAGGAUCAGCUCAGAGAACUUAGUGGAUUUGGUAAAAAUGAUAUGGUGGUUCUAGUUGUUGGGAGCUCAAUUUUCUAUGAUGACCUAUCUUGGGAAUAUGCUGUUGCAAUGCAUUCCAUAGGGCCUCUGCUGACAAAAUAUGCAAGGAGAAGUGAUGCAGCUGAGUCAUUCAAGUUUGUUUUCUUGUGUGGCAAUUCAACUGAUGGUUAUGAUGAUGCUUUACAGGAAGUUGCUUCACGUUUGGGACUUCCUCAUGGUUCUAUAAGGCAUUAUGGCUUGGAUGGUGAUGUGAAUAGUGUGCUACUGAUGGCUGAUAUUGUCCUAUAUGGUUCUGCUCAAGAUGUACAGGGUUUUCCUCCAUUAUUAAUCAGAGCAAUGACUUUUGAAAUCCCAGUCAUUGCACCUGAUUUUCCUGUCUUAAGAAAAUAUAUUGUGGAUGGAGUUCAUGGGGUUUUUUAUUCUAAACACAAUCCUGAAGCUUUGCUGAAUGCUUUUUCGCUUUUGCUUUCAAGUGGAAGACUUUCUAAAUUUGCUCAAGCUAUUGGAUCAUCUGGAAGACAGUUUGCUAAAAAUGUGCUUGCUUUGGAGUGCAUAACUGGCUAUGCAAGACUUCUGGAGAAUGUACUAACUUUUCCUUCAGAUUCUUUACUGCCUGGUCCUGUUUCUCAAAUUCAACAGGGAGCAUGGGGAUGGAGUUUGAUGCAGAUAGAUAUUGACAUGAAAAAAAUAGAUGAAGAUUUUUCCAAGGGAAGAGUUACUGUUGUCCAUGCUGUUGAGCAGGAGUUGGCUGGUCUUAAUUAUUCAACGAACAUCUUUGAGAAUGGAACAGAGGUUCCAAUGCAAGACGAACUAACCAAAUUGGAUUGGGACAUUCUGAGAGAAAUUGAAAUAGCUGAUGAAAGUGAAAUGCUUGAAAUGGAAGAGGUUGAAGAGAGGAUGGAGAAAGAUGUUGGUGUUUGGGAUGAGAUAUAUCGUAAUGCCAGGAAAUCUGAGAAACUGAAGUUUGAAGCCAAUGAGCGGGAUGAAGGGGAGCUUGAGAGAACAGGACAACCUGUGUGCAUUUAUGAGAUAUACAGUGGUACUGGGGUGUGGCCAUUUUUGCAUCAUGGCUCUUUAUAUCGUGGGUUAAGCCUUUCUAGAAAAUCGCAAAGACAAAGCUCUGAUGACGUGGAUGCUGUUGGCCGUUUGCCUCUUCUGAAUGACACAUACUACCGGGACAUUCUCUGUGAGAUAGGAGGAAUGUUUGCAAUUGCAAAUAGGGUGGAUGGCAUUCACAGGAGGCCUUGGGUUGGGUUUCAGUCAUGGCGUGCUGCUGGUAGGAAGGUAGCACUGUCAAUGGAAGCUGAAAGGGCUUUGGAAGAGACAAUGAACGAGAGUUUUAGAGGAGAUGUAAUAUAUUUUUGGGGACGCUUGGACCUGGAUGGAAGUGUCAUAGGAAGCAACAAUGCACUUACUUUUUGGUCAAUGUGUGAUAUCUUAAAUGGAGGCAACUGCAGGAAUGUUUUUCAAGAUAGCUUCCGCCAGAUGUAUGCAUUGCCUCCCCAUGCUGAAGCACUACCCCCUAUGCCUGAAGAUGGUGGUUAUUGGUCAGCGCUGCACAGUUGGGUGAUGCCAACCCCUUCUUUCCUGGAGUUCAUAAUGUUCUCUCGGAUGUUUGUUGAUUCCAUUGAUGCUUUGCACAGAGAUUCCAGUAAACACAGCGUAUGCUUGUUAGGCUCUUCAGAGAUUGAGGAAAAACACUGUUACUGUCGAGUGUUGGAACUUCUUAUCAAUGUUUGGGCUUAUCAUAGUGCACGAAAGAUGGUGUAUAUAAAUCCUGAUACUGGUUCUAUGGAAGAGCAGCACGUAGUUGAUCAACGGAAAGGUUUCAUGUGGGCACAAUAUUUCAACUUUACAUUGUUGAAAAGUAUGGAUGAAGAUCUGGCUGAAGCUGCUGAUGAUGGUGACCAUCCAAGGGAAAAUUGGUUGUGGCCAAUGACAGGAGAGGUGCAUUGGCAAGGGAUUUACGAAAGGGAGAGGGAGGAAAGGUACAGAAUAAAAAUGGAUAAAAAAAGAAAAACCAAAGAGAAAUUAUACGAAAGGAUGAAAUAUGGUUACAAGCAGAAAUCACUUGGACUAUAAGAAAGCUUAGACUUGAAUGAAAUUUACAAAAACAAACACUUCUGGACCCAAUUUUGCUUCUUUCGGGAAAAUUAACAAGCGAAUUGGAGCAGCUUUGAUCCUAAGUCCUAACAACAUUGCCAAAUUGGUACAGAUCAUAGAGACAGUAUUUUCUGUUUCUUUCUUCGUUAACUGAAUACGUAUAUACUCAAGCUCCUGUCUCAGAAAAGCUUGAGACAGAGAGCAAAGGAAAUGAAUUUGACAUCUUCUGCUGUUCACUAGUUUCACGACUUUUUUUCAUGGUCAAUUAAGCAGCAUGGAAGAUGCAAGUACUUCCGCUUCAAAGUGUACUCAAUAGUCUAUAGAAAUCAUUCAUCAAAUUACAUUUGAUUUAGCUCAAAUUUGUAUUCUUUCAUUUUUGUAUAUUCGGUAAACAUUAGUGGCAAUUUUGAGUAGAAUAAUAGCUGAUUUUUGCUCGAGUAGUUUCAUUAUUUUCAUUUUUAUUAUUGUUGUAUUAUUAUUAUUGUCAAUCGUCCGUGUUGUAAUGUUGAGUUUCAUAUUCACUUGAAAGUGAAAGAAGAAUUUUGAGUGAAUAAUAUUAGCAAUACACUUUUUAGUA
Messenger RNA from Cicer arietinum (chickpea), 3919 nucleotides. RefSeq lists its product as uncharacterized. Gene Ontology annotation, molecular function: glycosyltransferase activity. Lineage: Eukaryota; Viridiplantae; Streptophyta; Magnoliopsida; Fabales; Fabaceae. The record is from RefSeq and is a predicted model, not a curated record.